AUGUCUGGCUUUAAGAACGAUACUUUCGAUGACCGCGAUACUGAUCAUCUAAAGUAUCAAGGGAGCAGCUGGUUUCUAUCGGGUUCUUGGAACGCAAGCAAUGUUGGAACGACGGGGACGCUCUCAUCAACGAACGGUAUUAAUGACACUGUUACUUUUACGUUUCCUGAACCUGCCAUUGCUUUCUACUACUUUGGAAUUCCACGCUGUUGCGGUGGUCAAUAUGGGAUAUGCAUUGACUGCGACCCCAACAAACCAAACUUCAUAACAAUAGACGCCGUCAACAUCACCGACGACGGACACAACCCUCCGAUUGUAUUAUUCUCACAGAGGUUCACCACCCCAGGCAUACACGAGAUUAUCAUUAAAAACGAACCAGACCUUCGGUUCGACGGACGUUCGCAGCUCACUAUCGACGGAAUUGUACUCGAAGUGCCAGAUCCUUCAGCUGGUUCUUCUUCUUCUUCAUCUUCCUCGUCCUCAUCAACAACCUCUUCCUCCUCGACUUCCACAUCAAAUGCCCCAUCCCCAUCCCCAUCCACCGCACCCAGCACCUCUCCACCAAUCGGCGCCAUCGUCGGCGGCGUCCUCGGAGCACUCGCCUUCCUUCUCGCCAUAAUAGUACUCGCCUUUUGGAUCCGCAUACGCCGACGGCGUGCUCGAGAGACUGACAACCUCGCUGAAUCCGGCGGGCCCCGCCCAACCUUCGUCCAGCCCUUCAGCCCUGCAACAAACUCCUCGUUCUCAGCACCGACGCUGUCCACUUUCAUGUCUCCCACAGAAACCACCGUCUCCGCGUGGAACACCACAUCUGCAGCUGCGAGUAGUGCGGGCACGAGCACCAAUCGUCGCGGGCACCACGGGCACCAUGCUCGUGGCGGAGCAAGCCAUGCGGCGUUCCAGUCCGUAUCCACUUUCUCCGACGCCACGUCCUCCUCACGCGUAGGAGGAGGCGGGGCUUCGAGUUCCGCAUCAGGGCCCACUGUAGGACCGCGACGAGAGCGCGAUGCUGGACCGGCGCCUGUUGUGGUGGAAGAGGCAGAGGAGGAGGAUGUGCUGCCCCCGGAUUAUGGUGAUGUGUUUGCACCAAGUCGGAGGGCGUCGGCAGCGGCGGCGGCGCAGCAGCGACAUGGAGGAGGAGGGGGUGUAGGAAGCGGCGGAAGCACUGUGUCAUCAGCCUCUGGCGGUCUUUCGCCUCUACGAAGGAAAACAUAA
Molecule: messenger RNA, 1215 nt
Organism: Psilocybe cubensis
Lineage: Eukaryota; Fungi; Basidiomycota; Agaricomycetes; Agaricales; Agrocybaceae
Exons: 4
Coding region: 1-1215 (404 amino acids)
Source: RefSeq, a predicted model, not a curated record